GCUCCUCCUUGAUUCAAAUGUUAGGUCAAGAGGAAAAACGAAAACAAAUUCAAGAGAAGCUCUUAGGCGUCUAGAAUUUUCUGCAUCCCAUCUCUUAAGAGAAGAGAUUGGCCCCACAUCUGAGUCAGUCCACUCCAAGCUAAACUCUCCUCUGAAAGCAGCAUUUCUUGAGCCUUUGGAUUAAACUGGAAGAAAAGUCCACAAGUAUUGUGGUCUCUGAGGGAGACGGGGCUGACAACUGGCAGUAAAAACAGAAAGAUGGCAAGCCUGAGGCCCAGGACUCAAGCAGACCCUGAAAUUGAACUUUUUGUGAAGGCUGGGAGUGAUGGUGAGAGUAUUGGAAACUGUCCAUUUUGUCAACGCCUUUUUAUGAUCCUCUGGCUUAAAGGAGUUAAAUUUAAUGUGACUACUGUUGACAUGACCAGAAAGCCUGAAGAGCUGAAAGACUUAGCUCCAGGUACCAACCCUCCCUUCCUGGUAUACAAUAAGGAGCUGAAAACAGAUUUCAUUAAAAUUGAAGAGUUUCUAGAGCAGAUGCUGGCUCCUCCAAGAUAUCCUCACUUGAGUCCCAAAUACAAGGAGUCUUUUGAUGUGGGCUGUAACCUCUUUGCCAAAUUUUCUGCAUACAUUAAAAAUACAAAAAUGGAAGCAAACAAGAAUUUUGAAAAAUCUCUGCUCAGAGAAUUUAAACAUCUAGACAACUACUUAAACACCCCACUUCCAGAAGAAAUUGAUGCAGAUAGUGCUGAGGAGCUUACAGUGUCUAGAAGAUUCUUUUUGGAUGGGGAUCAGCUGACAUUGGCGGACUGCAGCUUAUUACCCAAACUGAAUAUUAUUAAAGUUGCUGCCAAGAAAUACCGUGAUUUUGACAUUCCAGCAGAAUUCUCAGGUGUCUGGCGCUAUCUCCACAAUGCCUAUGCCCGUGAAGAAUUUGCCCAUACAUGCCCUGAAGAUAAAGAAAUAGAAAACACCUAUGCAUUUGUGGCUAAACAGAAGAGUUAAGACAGUUCUUUCAGAAGAAAAAGCUCUCUUUUUAAUCAAUUUUCACUUUCUACCACAUUACAAACGUUUUUGGAAACACUAAUAUGUAAAGUACUAUUUCCUCUAUUCAACUCAUUUAUGAAAAAUAAUUUGUAUAUCUGCAUUUUCAAUAUAUAGUUAGCCAUAAACAAUCUAUCCACUGGUA
Perognathus longimembris pacificus (Pacific pocket mouse) is the source of this 1186-nucleotide messenger RNA. It is a transcript of the gene Clic2, whose product is annotated as chloride intracellular channel 2. Lineage: Eukaryota; Metazoa; Chordata; Mammalia; Rodentia; Heteromyidae. The coding region runs from base 259 to 1002 and encodes 247 amino acids. The transcript has 6 exons. The record is from RefSeq and is a predicted model, not a curated record.